This is a messenger RNA of Anopheles nili, 3965 nucleotides long. It is a transcript of the gene Ncc69, whose product is annotated as bumetanide-sensitive sodium-(potassium)-chloride cotransporter. Gene Ontology annotation, molecular function: sodium:potassium:chloride symporter activity. The record is from RefSeq and is a predicted model, not a curated record. The coding region runs from base 1 to 3393 and encodes 1130 amino acids. Gene Ontology annotation, biological process: potassium ion homeostasis; chloride ion homeostasis; sodium ion transmembrane transport. Gene Ontology annotation, cellular component: membrane. The transcript has 8 exons. Lineage: Eukaryota; Metazoa; Arthropoda; Insecta; Diptera; Culicidae.
AUGACAGACCCGAAGGGUGCGAACGAUGUCGAACUGAACGCCCUGCCGCGUAAUCAGUCAGCGAACCGGUUCCAGGUUAACCUUGUCAAUCAUGACGCCCAUGGGCCCGGCAAUGGCACGGCACCUGAACCGGCCACCGAGGACGACGUCUUCCCGGAGGAGAUGGUCAAACGGCGCACCUCUCGUUUGCAGUCCCUUCGCAGCAGUUUCCGCACCGACCGCGACCGGGAUCCGGAACAGCCGCGCCAACGAAAGCCUUCGACCCGCUUCAACGUCGAGGGUGGCGAGUCGGACUCCAACGACGACGAGGAGGAUAAUCUGAUCGAUGAGAACCGCUAUGCGCGGAGUUUUCGACACUUCACACGAGAGGCUCUACCGCGGAUGGAUAACUAUCGCAACAUCCUGUCAUUCCAGGGCAAUCAGAGGCCCACGUUGGACGAGCUACACGACGCUUCGAUCACAACCAAGGAAACAAUGCGCCGUGGGACGGUACACGAACCGGCUGAGAUGGACGGUUCCAUAAAGUUCGGCUGGAUUAAGGGUGUCCUGAUGCGCUGCCUGCUAAACAUCUGGGGCGUGAUGUUGUUCCUGCGAUUGAGCUGGGUCGUCGGCCAAGCCGGAAUCGUGCAGGGUGUCGUGCUCAUCAUGAUGACGACUGUAGUGACCACAAUCACGGCCCUCUCGAUGUCCGCCAUCAGCACAAACGGUGUGAUUAAAGGUGGUGGGACGUACUACAUGAUAUCACGCUCACUUGGGCCCGAAUUUGGUGGCUCAAUCGGGUUGAUUUUCUCACUCGCAAACGCCGUCGCUUGUGCCAUGUACGUGGUCGGUUUCUGCGAGUCCAUGAUCGAUCUGCUUGCCUCCUUUGGGUUGUCGAUUGUCGAUGGUGCCGUGAAUGACGUGCGGAUCAUCGGAUGCAUCACGAUCGUCGUUUUGCUGUGCAUUGUUGUCGUCGGUAUGGAAUGGGAAGCGAAAGCUCAAAUCGUGCUGCUCAUCAUCCUGCUCGUGGCCAUCGUAGACUUUUGUGUCGGCUCCAUCUGGGGACCAAAAUCAGACACGGACGUGGCACGUGGUUUCAUCGGAUUCAACGGCACACUGCUGAUGGAGAAUCUACACUCUGAUUACCGACCGGCUAAGGGCACGGAUCAUGACUUUUUCUCCGUCUUUUCGAUCUUUUUCCCGGCCGCUACUGGUAUCCUGGCCGGGGCCAACAUCAGCGGUGAUCUGAAGGACCCGUCAUCUUCCAUUCCGAAGGGCACGAUCCUGGCCAUCGUGCUAACGUCGGCUUCCUAUAUUGGCAUGGCCGUGAUCGCUGGUGCAACGGUGCUGCGAGAUGCCACUGGUAACCUCACGGACGUAGCGAACGGAACGUGGGACUUCUCGAUCUGCGCGGAACAAGGAUGCAGCUACGGACUGCACAACUCUUUCCAAGUGAUGGAGCUGGUAUCGCUCUUCGGGCCACUGAUUUACGCCGGUUGCUUUGCCGCAACGCUAUCCUCUGCUCUGGCAAGUCUCGUGUCAGCUCCGAAGGUGUUCCAGGCGCUGUGCAAGGACAAGCUGUACCCCAAGAUCAGCUGGUUUGGUAAGGGCUUCGGCAAGAAUAACGAGCCCGUACGUGGCUACAUCCUGACGUUUAUCAUCUCGGUGGCGGUGAUCCUUGUUGGUGAUCUCAACAUGAUCGCACCACUCAUCUCGAACUUCUUUCUGGCGGCGUAUUGCCUGGUCAACUUCAGCACAUUCCACGCCAGUUUGGCAAAGCCCGUCGGGUGGCGUCCAACGUUCAAGUAUUACAACAUGUGGCUUAGCCUGAUAGGUGCUAUUUUCUGUAUUGCUGUCAUGUUCCUGAUUUCCUGGCCAACGGCUCUGGUCACGUUCGCCGCCGUUCUCUCGCUGUACCUCAUUGUGUCUUACCGCAAACCGGACGUUAACUGGGGCUCAACGACGCAAGCUCAAACGUACAAGAACGCACUGAUGUCCGUGCAGCAGCUGAACAACGUCGAGGAGCACGUCAAGAACUACCGGCCGCAGAUACUGGUUCUCGGUGGACAUCCUAGCUCACGUCCACUGCUAGUGAACUUCGCCUAUCUACUCACAAAGAAGCUGUCACUGCUCGUGUGCGGCCACGUCACAAAGACGCACGUUUCGCAGAAGUACCGCAAUCACCUGCAGAAGAAGGCCGCCGAGUGGUUCCGGCGUCACAAGGUGAAGGGUUUCUACUCGCUGAUCGACGACAACGACUUCGAGACGGGUGCACGUGCGAUCAUGCAAGCGUCCGGUAUCGGGAAACUACGCCCGAAUGUGCUGCUGAUGGGCUACAAGAGUGACUGGGAUCGGUGCGAGUCAACCGAGCUGGAGCAGUACUUCAACGUGGUCCACAAGGCGCUCGACAUGUACUUAUCGGUGGCGAUCCUGCGCGUCAGCAAGGGCUUCGAUUACUCGCAGGUGCUUGGCGAGGACACGGUGAAGUUCAUCUCGGAGUAUCCGCGCACGCUGGUGUCGAACGACAGCACGAAUGAUCUGCUUUCUCACAACAAGGUCAGCUCGCUGCACGGUAGCUGCGAUUCGCUGAGUCGUAACGUGUCGCAAGAUCAAGCCAUUGAUGUGAAUGAGAAAAAUUGCAAAAACCUCAAGGCCAGCAGUACGAGUGACCUGAGCAAAACCAUUUCCGUAGCACCGGAUCCGAUUGACAUCAACGCGAAACUCAUAACGGAAACCGGCCAGCGGUCGCUGAAACGAGGCGAUCCGUCCUUGCUGUAUCGCGGUCCCGGUGGUUCCGAGCUACCGAAGGAGGUGCUCGACGACCUGACGCAGUUCACCUCGAAGAAGAAAACGGGCGUCAUCGAUGUGUACUGGCUGUACGACGAUGGUGGGCUCACGUUACUGCUACCGUACAUCAUCAGCACCCGGCGGAACUGGAGUUCGUGCAAAUUGCGCGUAUUUGCGCUGGCCAACCGUAAGACGGAGCUUGAGUUCGAGCAGCGCAACAUGGCCAGUCUGUUGGCAAAGUUCCGCAUCGACUACUCUGAUCUGCAGCUGCUGCCAGAUGUCACCAAGAAGCCGAACCAAGAGAUGGCCGAUUUCUUCAAGGCGCUAAUUAAGGAGUUUACCGGAAAGGACGACAUCUCGGAUGCCAGCACAGCCGGUGCAUCGUAUAUAUCGAAGGCGGAACUGUUGGCCGUGCAGGACAAAACGAACCGGCACCUGAACCUGCGCGAAUACCUGCUAAAACACUCGAGCAAGUCCGACCUCGUCGUGAUGACGCUUCCGAUGCCACGGAAGGGCGUCGUUUCGGCUCCACUUUACAUGGCCUGGCUGGAGGCGCUGAGCCGGGAUCUGCCUCCGUUCCUGUUCGUUCGAGGCAACCAAACGUCCGUGUUGACGUUCUACUCCUAGAAGCCAAGCGGCCCUUGUUGGCGCAUUCUCGACAUUCGUCUUUGCAUUUUAGUCGACAUUUUCCCAUCACACGUCGAGGAAUUUUCCACGUUCCCCAUUUUCACGCUACCACAUUCACCGGAGCCGUGGAGCUUCGUUGCGAAACACCUGGACCAGUGCACACGUCGAGGCGUUUGACUCACUCCAAUCGCGAUUUCGAUUCCGUAAACACCUCAACGUACCUCUUUAUUCGCAUUCUAACUUAUAGCUCCCGGACCGAGCGCCCCAUUGUGUUCCAGUGAUCGAGCGGGUGCGAUAAAAGGGGUUUUGCAUUAGCAAAACCCAUUACAGCAGCACCUUGCGGGAGAAGACGUACGAGAACGGGUCUUUUCCGAGAAGCUCUUCGAGGCAAAAACCCUCCGUUAAUGGGCACAUCCAUGAACGGCUGCUGGCGGUGUGUUUCUAUUUUCCGGCCCAUCAUCACCUGGUAAAGGGUUGGAAGCUGGUUGGGCUAUUUGUUCGGUUUCCGUAUCAUGCUUCAUCGCGUUUUUAUCAUAUUUAUUCUGUGCGUUCUGUCCCUGGAGCGUUCAUGG